Daktulosphaira vitifoliae (grape phylloxera) is the source of this 1532-nucleotide messenger RNA. Its product is annotated as reticulon-4-interacting protein 1 homolog, mitochondrial. The transcript has 5 exons. Gene Ontology annotation, cellular component: mitochondrion. NCBI's taxonomy places the organism in Eukaryota, Metazoa, Arthropoda, Insecta, Hemiptera, Phylloxeridae. Gene Ontology annotation, molecular function: oxidoreductase activity; zinc ion binding. The record is from RefSeq and is a predicted model, not a curated record. The coding region runs from base 77 to 1381 and encodes 434 amino acids.
GAAGGGGAAACUAAUUAUAUGUGAGAAAAAUAAUGAUAAUUCCACUGAUUGUAUUAUAUUGUAAAAACCUAGUAUUAUGUCUAAUUCUAUACCGAUUCGUUUAGUUGUAUAUCCAUUAUUGCGUAACCUUUCACAUUUAGAGCAUAGAGUUACUAGCACACAAUAUCGACAGUUUUCAUUAACAAAUAAUAUGGCAGUUACUGCAGAUUUGACAUAUGCUCCUGUACUCGAUGAUCAAACAAUUAGUGCAUCUUGGUCACCUAAAAUGAUCGCAUGGCAGCUUCAUUCUUAUGGAAACUUAGAUGAUUUGUUACUUACCAGUAAUGCACGUUCUCCAGUCAUGACAGGCGCAAAAGAUGUAAUUGUACGUGUUAAAGCAUCAUCAAUUAAUCCACUUGAUGUUAUGAUGACUGAGGGUUAUGGUCAAGUUAUUCUGGGUACCAUUCGUCAAGCUCAACAAAAAUCAUUACACAAACCUGUAGAAUUUCCUUUAACUCUGGGUAGAGAUUUUACAGGAGAAAUUGUUGCUAAAGGACCAAGUGUUACAAAUAAUUAUAACAUCGGAGAUAUAGUCAUGGGUGUGGUUCCUCCUUUCCAGCAAGGUUGCCAUGCUGAAUAUGUCUCAGUCCCAGAAAGUCUUAUCGCUAAAAAACCUGUACAUAUGUCAUAUGAAGAAGCAGCUGGGUUAUUAUAUACAGGACUAACUGUAUAUAGCGCAUUAAAAGUUGCAGGUGGUUUAUACAUUUUGGAUGCUGCUAGUAAAAAUGUUUUAGUAAUUGGAGGAUCUGGAGGAGUAGGAAAUUGUGCUAUACAGUUGCUAAAAUCUUGGGGUUCUAAGGUUACUACUACAUGUAAUACUGACGCUAUCAAAAUUGUGGAGAAACUUGGACCAGAUAAUAUUGUUGAUUAUAAUUCUAGUGAUAUGAGACAAAAAUUGGAAGAAUUUGGAAAGUAUGACAUUAUAUUGGACGCAGCAGGAAUACCGUAUGAAGACAUCAGUGUUUAUACAACUCUUUUAAAAGGUUGGACCUGUAGUUGUUUCAUUACCUUAAGAAGUCCAAUUUUAAAGAAUACAGAUUCUUAUGGAUUGUUGGGUGGAAUGCUAAAAAAUGCUUAUGAUCUAGUUGUACCAAAUAUUUUAUCUGGAGCAGUAUUCAAAGGUUCUACUAUUCGAUGGGGUACUUUUAUGCCUCUUGAAGGAGGUGUUAGAGAAUUAGCAAAAUUAGCUGAAGAAAAGAAAAUAACUGUUCCUAUAGACACAGUUUAUAAAUUUAUGGAUUUUAAAGAAGCAUAUAAUAAAGUUAAUGAAGGGCAUCUCAGGGGUAAAGUAAUUGUAACUUAUGACCAAGAAGGCUUAGAUACAGCUAGAUUAUCUAAUUAAAUUAAUUUAAUAUUGUUGUUUAUUGUUUUACUAUUAUGGUUAGUUGUGUUAACUUUUUUCUUUUUAAAACUGUUGUUUUAUAUUAAUUUUAUCUUGUUUAUUUUAUAAUAUAUUAUUUUUUAUGAUAAAUUAAAUACAUCUUUUGAACUCA